AUGCUUGGUGUGCCAUCCUUGCAAGGUGUGCCAUCCCCACAAGAUGUGCCUUCCUCACAAAGGGUGCCAUCCUCACAAGGUGUGCUGGCCUCGCAAGGUGUGCUGUCCUCGCAAGGUGUGCCGUCCUCGCAAGGUGUGCCGUCCUCGCAAGGUGUGCCAACCUUGCAAGGUGUGCUGUCCUCACAAGGUGUGCUGUCCUCACAAGGUGUGCUGUCCUCACAAGGUGUGCUGUCCUCACAAGGUGUGCUGUCCUCACAAGGUGUCCUGUCCUCGCAAGGUGUGCCAUCCUCGCAAGCAGUGCUGUCCUCUCAGGGAGUGCCAUCCUUGCAAGGAGUGCCAACAUUGCUAGCUGUGCUGUACUCACAUACAAUGCAUGACAAGCCCCCCUUGCAGAGCAAGCUAAGCUCACAUUGUGUGGUUCUACCAUCCCAAGAUGUUCUGACCUCACAUAAUGCGCUGUCCUCAGUAGGGAUGCUGCCCUCAAAUAAAGUGGUGCCCACACUUCACGUUCUGUCCUUCAAUAGAGUCACUUCCUAA
Molecule: messenger RNA, 537 nt
Organism: Schistocerca cancellata (South American locust)
Lineage: Eukaryota; Metazoa; Arthropoda; Insecta; Orthoptera; Acrididae
Product: collagen alpha-1(I) chain-like
Exons: 1
Coding region: 1-537 (178 amino acids)
Source: RefSeq, a predicted model, not a curated record